Haemonchus placei is the source of this 255-nucleotide messenger RNA. The record is from the annotation of a GenBank genome assembly. Lineage: Eukaryota; Metazoa; Nematoda; Chromadorea; Rhabditida; Trichostrongylidae.
AUGUUAGAGCUAAAAGUGAUCCCCUAUCCAAAUGGUUCUAUAGCGACAAAAACAGGUUAUAAAUUGUUGGCCCAGUCCUGUUCAUUGCGGUGGCUGGCUCAGAACAUGCCAUCCAAAGCUUUGAAGUUUCUUCUGCAUUUUCUUCGCAGUGUGUGGGCGAGCAUUGCCGUUGAGAAAGCCAAGGUUCCGCUGUUUUUUUUUUUCGUGGAGCUGCACCAUCUCGAUCCAGCAGAGUACAGUAGGCAUCAGCGCUAA